AUGAAGACUACUUGGAAGGACAUCCCUCCGGUGCCUACUCAGCAGGAGUUUCUCGACAUUGUGCUGAGCCGGACUCAGCGCAAACUCCCUACGCAAAUUCGUGCGGGUUUCAAGAUUAGCAGAAUCCGAGCCUUCUAUACGAGAAAGGUCAAGUUCACUCAGGAGACUUUUUCCGAGAAAUUCGGCGCCAUUUUGGACAGUUUCCCUCGCCUCCAGGACAUCCAUCCGUUCCACAAGGAUCUCCUCAACACGCUCUACGAUGCCGACCACUUCAAGAUUGCCCUUGGUCAGCUGUCGACCGCCAAGCAUCUCAUUGAGACGAUCUCCCGCGAUUACGUGCGACUUCUCAAAUAUGCUCAGUCGCUAUUCCAGUGCAAGCAAUUGAAAAAGGCUGCCCUAGGCCGCAUGGCAACCCUUAUCAAGCGCCUCAAGGACCCCCUCCUGUAUCUUGAUCAGGUCCGACAACAUUUGGGCCGUCUCCCAUCGAUCGACCCCAACACUCGCACUCUUCUGAUCUGCGGUUAUCCCAAUGUCGGAAAAUCCAGUUUCCUCCGCAGCAUCACUCGGGCCGAUGUCGAUGUCCAGCCCUAUGCUUUCACAACCAAGAGUCUGUUCGUUGGUCACUUCGACUACAAGUAUCUACGAUUCCAGGCGAUUGAUACCCCCGGUAUUUUGGACCACCCUCUAGAGGAGAUGAACACCAUCGAGAUGCAGAGUAUCACUGCCAUUGCACAUUUAAGAUCUGCCAUUAUGUACUUUAUGGAUCUCUCUGAGCAGUGCGGCUACUCUGUCAAGGAUCAGAUUCAGUUGUUCCGAAGCAUCAAGCCUCUCUUUUCCAACAAGCUCGUUUUCAUUGUCGUCAACAAAAUCGACGUGACCAAGCCAGAGGAUCUGGAUGCUGAGACCCAAGAAGAGCUCCAGGGCCUGCUGAAGUCCAACGAGGUCGAAAUGCUCCAGCUCUCUUGCAACACCCAGGAAGGUGUCCAGGAAGUCAAGAACGCAGCCUGCGAACGUCUCAUUGCUGAGCGUGUCAACCAGAAACUCAAGGCCGGUACGAACAACAGUGGCGAGAUCGGUGGACGUCUUGCGGAUGUCAUGUCUCGUAUCCACGUUGCCACACCCAUGGGAGGCCAAACUCUGGAGUCGUUCAUUCCUGAGGCUGCCAAGAACAGGAAGAAGUACGACAAGAACGAUCCUGAGCGACGCAAGCUUGCCAAGGAUGUGGAAGAGGAGAAUGGCGGUGCUGGUGUUCACAACGUCGAUAUGCGCGCCGACUGGAUACUAGAGAACCCAGAUUGGAAGUACGAUGCCAUCCCCGAGAUCUUUGAUGGCAAGAAUGUGUAUGAUUUCAUUGAUCCCGAUAUCGAGGCCAAGCUGGCUGCCCUGGAAGAGGAAGAGGAGAGGCUCGAGCAAGAAGGCUUCUACGAAUCCGAUGAGGAUAUCGAUGAUGAGGAAGCUGCCGAGAUCCUCGCCAAGGCUGAGCAGAUCGAGGAGCAAAUUGCCCUCACCAGAAACGAGGCCAAGAUGAGGAAGACCAAGCUCAAGAACCAGGCCAUUAUCCCCCGCAAGCUGCAGAAGAAGAAGCUGUCAGAGCUUGACGACGCCCUCGACCGCCGCGGUGUGGAUACCACAGAUAUCAUGGAGAGGGCUCGAUCCAAGUCCCGCCCCCGUGGCCGCUCAAUGACUCGAAGCCGCGCUGGCACCGAGGACGCUGACGCCAUGGACGUCGACAGCACCCCUCGGGAUCGCCUCCGCUCCAAGAGCCGAGCACCCACCACCAACCGCAGAGAGGACGGUGUCCAGGAUGAGGCCACCAGGUCCAAGGUCGAUCGUCUCGCCAAAUUGCACCAGAAGAAGAUGAACAGAAUGGCUCGCCAGGGUGAGGGCGACAGACACACUACCGCAUCUCUGACGAAGCAUUUGGUUACUGGAAAGCGCGGUAUGGGCAAGACCCAACGGAGGUAG
This is a messenger RNA of Clonostachys rhizophaga, 1965 nucleotides long. The record is from the annotation of a GenBank genome assembly. NCBI's taxonomy places the organism in Eukaryota, Fungi, Ascomycota, Sordariomycetes, Hypocreales, Bionectriaceae.